Molecule: messenger RNA, 873 nt
Organism: Plectropomus leopardus (leopard coralgrouper)
Lineage: Eukaryota; Metazoa; Chordata; Actinopteri; Perciformes; Serranidae
Gene: mustn1a
Product: musculoskeletal, embryonic nuclear protein 1a
Biological process (GO): chondrocyte proliferation; tissue regeneration; chondrocyte differentiation
Cellular component (GO): nucleus
Source: RefSeq, a predicted model, not a curated record
AACAGAUUUAUUGUCCACUGGAGAAUCACUGCUGGGUUGUGUAUAUAUAAGCGAGUGUGUGUUGGGUUAGAAAAGGAAAGCUGACAGAGGAGAUUUACUUACGGCAUAUCUUCAGCUGCUCAAACAACAUGUCUCAGCCGGGUCAGGAAGAAGAUGAACAAAUGCAGCGUCCUGAGGUGAGAGAGGAAGACCUGACUGAAGCAAAGAGCAAACUUGGUUCAAGUGGGCCACCGAAGAGCAAGACGUUUGAAGUAAUGGAGGAGUGCGAGAAAAUGGGUAAAACUGCUCCAUCUGUGUUCAGUGGGGUGAGGUCAGGAGGGGAGACUGUUUUUAACACACGUUCAGCUCGACCAAUCAGGAAGUAGCAGUGGACGUCCUGACCAUGAUUGGAUGGAAAACACCUGUUCUGCUUUAAGGGCAUUUGAGAUCAGUUGCUGUUUUGGGUGUUCUUCAUUGUCCCCAAGCUUGUGUUUUUGCACUCAAUGCUGUUUGGUUGUGGUGUGUUUCUGCACUUUUAUUAUGGUGAUAAUCAACUUCCUCAAACAGAAGAAUUUCAACAAACUGGUAAGCCAGUUCUUUCUUUUUAAGAGAAUUUUGUUUAUUUAACUUUUAUUGCAGUUUGUGUCACACAAUCAUUUACGCACAGUUCGGGGUGCGGGGCAAAAAUGAAGAAAUGUAAGAGCGAGAAUUUGAUUGAAACCUCAGGCCUUUGUCAUGGCUGACAUUUUAACUUGUCAUGGUGGGAAAAGCACAGGUGUUACUAAUAACAUGAAUCAUGCAUGGGCAGAGUAUGCAGAGAAUUGGUAUCCUGAGCACAGAUAGGCAAAAAUCUCCGUCUGGCUUCUAGAAGCCAGACGGAGAUUUUGUGGCCGU